Molecule: messenger RNA, 1286 nt
Organism: Daucus carota subsp. sativus
Lineage: Eukaryota; Viridiplantae; Streptophyta; Magnoliopsida; Apiales; Apiaceae
Product: LOB domain-containing protein 37
Exons: 2
Coding region: 462-1073 (203 amino acids)
Biological process (GO): regulation of gene expression
Source: RefSeq, a predicted model, not a curated record
AAGUAGGGAUAUGAAGAAAAACGAAAGAGAAAGGAUAAGAAGAUCCAACGGUGGAGAAAAAAAGUAAUGGCGAGGCGCGGAAACAAGGAGCCGCUGACGCCCAAUAGUUUGGAAUCAAACUCCCGACCACAAACAUUAUUUGACAUCCCAUACGCACACUUUCACUCACUCCCCUCUCUCUCUCUCUCUCUCUCUCUCUCUGACUCACCCCAUUACCACCAUCCCACCAAUCACAUUUCAACUCUCCCUUUUAACUGUUAACUAAUAUCUCUCUCUCUCUCCCACACACUUUUAUUCCUUCACUUCUCUUCACCAUUAUAUAUAACCCUACCAUCCUCCUGUAUGCUUCAACUCUCUCUCUCUCUCUCUCUCAAUCUCUCCCUCUCUCUCUCAUUAUUUAUCUCCAUACACUAAUCAACCUUAUCUGCUUAAUUUCACUUGAGUCUGGAAAGAGAAGAAAAAUGAGCUGCAACGGAUGCCGAGUCCUGAGGAAAGGAUGCAGUGAAAACUGCAUACUGCAACCAUGCUUACAGUGGAUCCAAACUCCUGAAGCUCAAGGCCACGCCACCGUCUUUGUCGCCAAGUUUUUCGGCCGCGCUGGCCUCAUGUCUUUCAUCUCCGCUGUUCCUCAUCCUCAGAGACCUGCUCUCUUUCAGUCUUUGUUGUUCGAAGCUGCUGGAAGGACCGUAAAUCCAGUCAACGGAGCCGUCGGUCUUCUGUCCUCAGGCAACUGGCACAUCUGCCAAGCCGCCGUCGAAACAGUGCUGCGCGGCGGCGCGUUGCGUCCACUCACAGAUCUGGAAUCAUCAUCUUCUGAAUGCACUGAUAUACUCAAGCUUAAAGAUUCGACCUCUACUUCUCGGUUAAGAGUGGAGAAGCGUCGGCGAUACGAGCCAGAGAUGAAGCUGCCUGAUCCAUCUCCUAAUUUCUCUGGAGCAAAUUUGCCGGCGAAGAUGACGUUAGAGAAGCGGCGAUCGGAGACGCCUUCGAGAACAUCGGAGGAGUCGGUGACGACGUCGUGUUACGAAAGCGGAAGUGGAUUACGAGAAGUUAAACUGCUUAAUUUGUUUUAAGUAUGAUGAUAAUGAGAUGUAUCAGUUUUGUAUGCUUAUUUUAUUAUUACGGCGAGGUUUUGGAUUCCCCUGCUUUCUCUGGGUUGUUAUUUCUCUGGAUUUUGAGGGAGAUUUCAAGGUUUUUUUUUUCUGGUCCUUGGUAACAAUAAUUGACAACCGAGUUAUUAUUAUAUUAAUAUAAUCUUGUUAUAUUAAUAUAAUCUUGUUAAGCCA